Molecule: messenger RNA, 561 nt
Organism: Sphenostylis stenocarpa
Lineage: Eukaryota; Viridiplantae; Streptophyta; Magnoliopsida; Fabales; Fabaceae
Source: the annotation of a GenBank genome assembly
AUGGGUCGUCGUAAGAUUGAGAUUACGGAAGUGAAGGACCCCAACACCAAGCAAGUUACAUUUUCCAAGCGUCGAACAGGUUUGUUCAAAAAAGCAAACGAAUUAUCAAUUUUGUGUGGAGCUGAAGUUGCUAUUGUUGUGUUUUCACCUGGGAACAAGCCUUACUCUUUUGGGCACCCAAGUGUGGAUGCUGUUGCAGACAAAUUUCUUCAACAAGAGACUGCAUCAUCAGACGUUGUUGUCAGACCAAAUCUUGUUGAAGGAACUAACUCAUCUAAUGCCGACAACGUAGAUGCACUCAAUCAACAGUUGUCUGGUGUUCAAACUCAAAUACUCGAGGAACAUAAGAAAACCGUUGAACUUGACAGGAAACAGAAGCAGCAAGAAGUCACCAAACUCACCCACAACAAACAGUUGCAACGUUCAUACCUCAAGGUUCAGCGUAAGGUGGAGGAUUAUCUUGAUGCAGUUGAAGUCUCAGAGUAUUUGUUGCUCCUCGCAAAAGAACCUGUAAUUGGAAUAACAAAACAUGUAACUACAAAAAGAACGAGAAAGAAUUGA